AUGAGCCUGCGCCUGCCUCUUCGGGGAUCCAAUUUCGCCACCAUCAUCAGCGCCUACGCCUCACCAAUGAUUAGCUCUCAUGAGGCAAAGAGAAAGUUCUACGAAGACCCACACACACUACUGGCCUCUGUGCCGAACACGAACAAGCUGGUUAUCCUUGUUGACUUCAAUGUCUGCGUCGGGACAGACUGUACUGCCUGGAAGGGAGUGUUGGAUCCUCACGGAAUCGGCGGCUGCGAAGAAAGUGGUCUCCUCUUACGAAACUGUUUAGAUCACUUCCUCCUGCUGACUAACACCUACUUCCGCCUGCCGAUGCGGAGGAAGGCGACCCGGAUGCAUCCCCAAUCUCGGUGCGGGCAGCUGACAGACUACAUUCUCGUCAGGUGGCGCGAUCGGCAGGACGUGCUGGUGACCAGGACGAUUUGCGAUGGCGAUGGCUGGACGGGCUACCGCCUCAUCACAAAGAUGAGGUCCCGUCUGUAA
Molecule: messenger RNA, 483 nt
Organism: Spirometra erinaceieuropaei
Lineage: Eukaryota; Metazoa; Platyhelminthes; Cestoda; Diphyllobothriidea; Diphyllobothriidae
Source: the annotation of a GenBank genome assembly